Molecule: messenger RNA, 1991 nt
Organism: Engraulis encrasicolus (European anchovy)
Lineage: Eukaryota; Metazoa; Chordata; Actinopteri; Clupeiformes; Engraulidae
Gene: cnih1
Product: cornichon family AMPA receptor auxiliary protein 1
Exons: 5
Coding region: 142-576 (144 amino acids)
Biological process (GO): endoplasmic reticulum to Golgi vesicle-mediated transport
Cellular component (GO): COPII-coated ER to Golgi transport vesicle; endoplasmic reticulum membrane
Source: RefSeq, a predicted model, not a curated record
CUCCCCAGGCGUCUCUCCCCGUCCACUUCUCGCGUUCUCAAAAGCGUGCGCUUGUCUCUUCCAGGUGACGUGAACUGGGGGAGAGCGGAGGAGCAGCGGGCUGCCGAACUCGGGGUGACGACAGUCCACAUUAGCUAAAAAAUGGCGUUCACAUUCGCGGCCUUUUGUUAUAUGCUUGCUUUGCUGCUGACGGCUGCUCUCAUAUUUUUCGCCAUUUGGCACAUCAUUGCAUUUGAUGAGCUGAAAACAGACUACAAAAACCCUAUAGACCAAUGCAACACACUAAAUCCUCUGGUGCUCCCUGAGUACCUGAUCCACAUGUUCUUCUGCGUGAUGUUCCUGUGUGCUGCUGAGUGGCUGACGCUGGGCCUCAACAUGCCUCUGCUGGCCUAUCACGUCUGGAGGUACAUGAGUCGGCCCGUGAUGAGUGGUCCCGGCCUGUAUGACCCCACCACCAUCAUGAACGCAGACAUCCUGGCCUACUGCCAGAAAGAGGGCUGGUGCAAACUGGCCUUCUACCUCCUCAGCUUUUUCUACUAUCUCUACGGGAUGAUCUACGUGCUGGUCAGCUCUUAAAUUGAACACUCAAGGAAGAACAAAGAGGUGUGCAGGAAGGAUGAUCUAUGCUCAGAUCUUUUUUUAAACGAAGAAAAAAAUGUUAGGAGCUGAAAUUUGGACGUCUUCACACAUCCUUUGCUGCAGAGAGUGGGGCAGCUUCCAACAGGCUGACGGACUCAUAACCAAAUCCCCCAUCAUGCCCUCCCCUCGCCCCCCUUCAACAAAACCCACAAGGACAGGACGCCACAGCCCUUUCAAAAUAAGAGUUCUUUUGAGAAGGGACUAAAAAUCACUCAAAGGCCCUGGAUAUUUAGUUUUUGUCCUUUUCUGUUUUGUGUGCUGAAUUUGUUUAUCUUUAAAAUAAAAAUAAAGUUAUUGAUGUUUUAAACACCCCCUUUCUGAAAUUAGGAAAUGAGUGCGAGAUUGCUGAUUUGUAGUGUAGUUAUAUAUUUUUUAUUAUUGAAGUGGAUCAUGGCAGGGUUCGUUUCACUGAAACUGACCGAAGAAAUAAUUUUACAGCACUUGCCAAGGGUUUUGAAGGUCAAUGCAUAAUUUAAAGUAUUUUUGAUCAUAAAAUAUUUUAAAGCACCCCUUACUGUUGACAUUGCAGUGGUGUGGUCUGGCUUGUAGUGCAGGAAUAGUGGUAUCCAAAAAUGACAAUCAUUUCAUGAUUGUCAUCAAGUGCAUAGGCUACAUUACCUAUACAUUACACCGUGUGCUUUUGAGGACGUGGCUAGUUCUAAUGUGUACUCAGUCAGUUUGGGCCAGUCCAGGGGAAAUGUUUUUGGAACUGUUCUCAAUGACCAUAAGUGUUCAAGGUUUGUAUCCAGACAACAUUGAGACCUAUUGUCACACACAUAACCAUGGGCUAGUCUUAAAGUGUGAUUGUCAGGUUUUUGAAAUAUCAAGUUUUAGACUUGCCAGCUGAAAACAUUUUCGAGUGUCUCGAAUGGGACAGUUGUGCUGGCGAUACAUAAAAGCCGAUAUCUCACCUCCUGUUUUGUUUUUCUUGUGCUGUUUUCUUCCUGUGGGUUGACACUCCUUUUUUAUGUUGUUUAACAAUACUCUUCUUUCUGAUGAAGACUGGUGGAAUGUUAUUGCAUCUUUUUGUUUGAAUAUAAUUUAUGUUUUCAGGAGAAUGCAGCUUUAUCAUUUGGCGUUCUUUGUGUGUAAAUGUCCCAUUGCCAUAACUAAGUACUGAUUUUUUUUUUUAAAAAGGAAAACAAAAACCUGACACUUAAGUCAGGGCUAGGGUUUGUGUAAGUGUGUUAGUGUGUAUGGGAACUUGAAACAAACUUUCUACCAGUGUGGAAUGAUCGAUAGACUGACCCCCUGACCUGGCUUUAAAAAAAGCCUCCAUUUUCUAUGUCGACCCCUUGCAAAUGUGAUGGAACCUUGAGUAGAAACAACUCAAAUAAACUGAUUCUACUUCA